This is a messenger RNA of Cooperia oncophora, 918 nucleotides long. The record is from the annotation of a GenBank genome assembly. NCBI's taxonomy places the organism in Eukaryota, Metazoa, Nematoda, Chromadorea, Rhabditida, Trichostrongylidae.
AUGGAUCCGUCCUCAAGGAAGAAGCAGAUAAGGGCCGACAUAGCUAGUCAUGUAGGGAAUUCGGAUUAUGUCAAGUCCAAAUUAAGUUGUAAAGCUAAAGCUCAAUAUGAAGCAUUGCCCCGUGAGAUAAGACAUGGUUCAUUUGAAGGGAUUAUGGCAGCCUUGUCCAGGGCCAAUAAGGAAGACGAUCAAACGAAGAAGAAAUUAGAAACUCAAACAAUAGCGGAGUACUGCGUAGAGCUGGAGAGAUUGUCGGCCAAAGCAUACCCUGAACUGGAUGAGGUAACCUUGUCGACGGUUAGAGCGCACCAGUUGUAUGAACAGGUAGUCCAUUGGCCGGAGUCCUACUACUUCAUGGAAGCCAUGGAGAAGGACGGGGGUACUGCGUAUGCAAGCUUGAAGCAAGCGGCAAUGCACGUAGAAAGAAGAAGACUGACGCUGGAAAAUGUGAAGGAGCAACAUGUUAGAAGGCCUGCAGUUGUUAGAAGGCCUGCAGUAAGGCAAGAUGAGGUCAGGAACCAGCGAUUCGGUAGAGCGGAAACCUUGGGAACCAUGCAGGAAGCUAGGAAGGAGAAUGCAGCAAGGAAUGAAAAACUAGAUAAUGUGCAACAACAUAGUGUGUCAGGUGGAACUCAGAUAACUGCAAGGGCAGAGGGCACAAAGCCAAAGACUCUAAAAAGGAAAAGGCACGGACAGAAGUGCAUAACCAAAGUAGACGUAUGUGGUAAGGCUUUGGUAGCAUUACUGGACACUGGUUCAGAAGUAUCAAUUUUGCCCAUAAACGUAUUUCGUGAGCUCAAAGAGAAGGUCACAGGCUACGGGAGCAUGAGGUGGACGGAAGCAUACGCAUCCGGACGCUUCAGGAAAUCGCAUGAAGUUCACGAGCUUGGUAGAGGUACCGUUAUCCGGACUAGGUGA